AUGGCCGACACAGAAGAGCCUCAGUUCUCUACUUUAGCAGAACGCAUUGCGGCUCUCAACAAGCAAAAGGCCUUUACGGGCAACGGCCUGCCUGCUACUGGCAACGGCCUGCCUGCUACUGGCAACGGUCAGCCUGCUACUGGCAACGGUCAGCCUGCAAGACGACCCCCUCCACCACCACCACCAUCCAAGAAGACAACACAGGCUCCUACGACGCCCGUUCUGCCACCACGACCGGCUCGAAAUGUCCCGCCGUUACCUGUUCGGAGAGAUACUCAGAUAUCUGUGGACAGUCAGGCCACUGAACAACCUGCCAGACCACCUCUUCCGUCCCGUACGCCGUCAGCCCAACAGACGCCGCCAAUGCCUCCUCGUCGCCCAAGCACCCAACAGAAUGGCACCCUCGUAGUCCGCCGUAACUCGGCAUCUUCCGAGCUCUCUAUCAGUUCUGGUAUCUCGUCACUGUCCAUGGGUCGCACAGCGUCGUCAACGACGAGUCACAGCUCCAACGGCACCGCCAAGUACAACCUCCCACCCGUUGUAGAUAUGUCCCAGUUGCCAAAGCUGCCUCCUACGCGACGAGAACGAGAGCUUAAAGCCAAAGAGAAAGCAGAAAGACAGGCGGAGGAAACGAGAAAGUCUCAAGAGGCCCGCCGUGCUCAACCAACUGUACCCGUUCGCCCACCAAUUCCCAAAUCUGCUUCAUCUACUCAAGCACCGACACUGCCAUCUCGACCCGUUCGAAACAAAUCGAACGGCCCGACGCUGCCGGAACGGAGCGACACUGUCACGCCAAACGUCCCGCCAAGACGUCUGCCUCCUCCAGCAACCGCCAAAGCUCGCAUCACAGGCUUUGGUAGCGGCAAGGAAGAUAAGCCACCACCCUUGCCGACGUCGUCAAGAGAAAGCAAACCACCUCCAGUCCCUACUUCGUCCCGCCCUUCGAUUGCGGAUAUUGAUGCGGCGUCAGCAAGAGCUGUAGAGCCAUCCUCAAAUCCCGCUCCGCCGAGUAGUGCAGACGAGUGUCUAAUCUGCCGUGACUUCUCCGUACCCGACGAGGUUGGUAGCCGAUUCCCUCGAGAAUCGCUUCCUCAUACCGAUCCAGCCGGCUACCUGGCGACAAACCUUUGCAGCCAGUUUCUAUCUUACACAGAUAAAGCGAGAGCUAUUUUCGCAUGGUGCCAUCAUAACAUUGCCUACGAUACCUACUCCUUCUUUGGUGGCUGCGUCAAGGCCGUCCCUGUCAAUGAUACUCUGCUUAAUGGUCUUGCUGUCUGCCAGGGCUAUGCUGAAGCAUACCAGGCUAUUGCUGUCAAGGCUGGCCUCGAGUGCGUCGUUAUUAGCGGCUAUGGCAAAGGAUACGGCUACACGGCUUUGAAGCCCGGUGAGAGCAUCCCACCCAUGAAAUCAAACCACGCAUGGAAUGCUGUUCGAAUCGAUGGGGGUAUCUGGAAGGUUAUUGACGCUUGCUGGGGAGCUGGUGCUCUUGGUGGCGAGACUGGUAUGGAGUUUGCAAAGGGAUUCACGCCGCACGAAUUCACUCGAUCUAAUAUUGACAUGGGUGUUACGCAUUUCCCAACAGAUCCCAGCCACCAGUUCCGAGAGGACGGCACCACUACCAGCUGGGAAACAUUUUAUAUUGGCGCGGGUGGUGAAGGGCCUUCUUGCUGCGGGGACUUCACCAAGGCGGGCUUUGAGCCGAACACUGCCGAACCGCGCCUAAAGAAUAUCCCCAUUUACAGUGGUGAGGUUGUUCGCUUCAAGUUUGCUAGAAAAUGUGCACAUUGGAAAACUAGACAGAUGGCAGGAAAAGAAGAGCCCCUUCUCUUCAUGUCCAUUGCUGGCAGAGACGGACGAAAGGCAGCCAUUGUCCCCAUUCAAAAUGACGGCUACUGGUUCUGGGCCGAUAUCAAUGCCAUUGAUCUUGGAGCCCCCGGACAAGGAGUGCAAAUUAUGCAAAUCACCUCAUUUGAUGGCCGAGAGCCAAGGGGCGUCACCCAGAAAGAGGUAUUGGCCCGAUGGGGUAGAGUUGGAUGGAAGGGAAGCUAUCUUGGCAGGUGGGAUCUCGUGCGCGCAUAG
This is a messenger RNA of [Torrubiella] hemipterigena, 2079 nucleotides long. NCBI's taxonomy places the organism in Eukaryota, Fungi, Ascomycota, Sordariomycetes, Hypocreales, Clavicipitaceae. The record is from the annotation of a GenBank genome assembly.